AAUCAGGUCGUCACAGGUUCGCUUCAGCCUCAGCAUCAUCACCACCACCACCGCCACCAUAACCUCCACCACCUAAAAAGGGCACAAGCCUCCAUCGGUGAUAUAUCGGUGUUAUCGGGGGGGUUGUCUAUCUGCCAUCAUGGUUCGAAAGAUGGAUACCCGGUGCCUUCUCGUCCCGAUGCUGGUGCUGGUGGGCUCCGCGACCUACUACCAGACCGCCGCAAAGAGCAUAGAGGAUGCUGAGAAGAAGGGGAAUUUUAUGGAGGACGAGAAGUGGCUGUCCACCAUUUCCCAGUACAGCCGUAAGAUCAAGCACUGGAACCGCUUCAGAGACGAUGACUAUGUCCGUUCCUGGGAUGACACUCAAGGUUCUGAUGAAAACGUGGACACCACAAAGGACCCCUGUCAGAAAGUUAAGUGCAGCCACCACAAGGUGUGCAUCGCCCAGGGUUACCAGCGGGCUGUGUGUGUCAACCGCAAGAAACUAGAGCACAGGCUGAAGCAGCCGGCCCUCCGGUCCCCAGAGGGGAACUGUAAGCCCUGCCCUGUGUCCUCCACCGGCCCCGUGUGUGGAUCGGACGGACGCAACUAUGCCUCAAACUGCAAGCUCGAGCAGCAGGCCUGUCUUGCGGGAAAAGAGCUCACCCUGGCAUGUUCAGGGCCAUGUCCGUGUCCACCCACAGCCCCGACUACUACAGAGUCCCACCAUGAGAGUUGUACUGGGCAGGAUCUAGCUGAUCUGGGCGAGAGACUGAGGGACUGGUUCCAGCUGCUUCAGGGAAACGCCAAACAGAACAACAACAACAGCAAGACAGCUGCGGCCGCCACACCCGCCCGGGUCAAUCCACCAUCGGGUCUCGACAGGGGCCUGGUGGCCAGCUGCAAGGACUCCAUAGGCUGGAUGUUCUCCAAGCUGGACACCAACAGCGACCUGAACCUGGACCAGGCGGAGCUGGCGGCCAUCAACCUGGACAAGUAUGAGAUCUGCAUCCGGCCCUUCUUCAGCUCCUGUGACUCCUACCGAGACGGCAAGGUGUCCACCGCAGAGUGGUGCCUCUGCUUCUGGAGGGAGAAGCCCGUCUGCCUGGCGGAGCUGGAGAGGAUCCAGGUGCAGGAAGGAGGCAAGAGGAAAUUUGGUGUGUUCAUCCCGAGCUGCGAUGAGGACGGGUUCUUCCGGAAGCAGCAGUGUGACCGAGGAGAGUGCUGGUGUGUGGACCAGCAUGGAGGGGAGAUAGCUGGCUCCAGGAUGCAUGGCAAGCCUGACUGUGAUGAUGAAGUGGUGUACUCGGGGGAUUUUGGCAGCGGCGUCGGCUGGGAGGAUGAGGAGGAGAAGGAGGCGGAGGAGGAGAACGCAGAGGAGGCGGAGGAGGAAGAGGAGGAGGUGGGGGAGGUGGAUGAUGGAGGGUAUAUCUGGUAAAGAAAGGGGAGGCCUUGACUAAGAGCGGUGUCGGAGAUCACCCACAGGAGCAUCUUACUAUGUUUUCUAGAUCUUGAUCUGGCGCUCUCUCUCUCUCACACAUUCACGCGCGCCCACACAAACAAGCGCACACACACAAACACACACACGCACAGAUACACACAGGCACACACACACGCACAGAAACACACGCACAGACACACACACACUAAGACAGAGGUAGUUUUUAACCUGUCUUCAACAAGCUAUGAACUUGGUUUGGAUUGAUAAGGAAUAUAUAUGGGCAUGGAAAGGAGGGAAAGGAACACAUAUUUAAAACAAAAAAAAGAUUGAUAAAGUAAGUAGGAGUGUAGAAUUUUGUCCUUCAAUGUUUGUGGAUCUUAAUUCUCUAUCAGUUGUAUAUUCCGGGGCUGUCUUUGAGCGGGGGACACAGUUUAAACAUACCAGAAGUAAAGUAUUGCUCACAUACAAACUUCAGAUAUUAGUGGGUAUAUUUUGGCCCUCUGGAUUCAAGCCCUCAAACGUUUUAUUUUGUAUCCUGACAAUUAUGAUGGGUUAACUGAAGAGAGGUAGGAAAGUGUAGAAAGACGAUGGGAUUAUCAUGGUUCCACCUUUUGAUUUGACCCUUUCCAUUUCAUAUGCUUAUGCUCAUGUGUGACAGUAGUGCUGUCUCAUUUACGACUUGUACGAAACAUCUCACCCGUGCGACUCUUUAACUUGUAUAUAACGUGUUUAUCGGAAGACCCUCACCCAUUGGUCCUGCCGUUCCAGUGGUUUGGAAGACUAGCAGAGCACACGGCUCACAUUGAAACAGUGUUGUAUCAUAAUGUGGAUCAACUAUUGUGUUUAGUAAAAAACAAAUAAACCGGUCUAUGUGGC
Gadus chalcogrammus (walleye pollock) is the source of this 2296-nucleotide messenger RNA. It is a transcript of the gene spock2, whose product is annotated as SPARC (osteonectin), cwcv and kazal like domains proteoglycan 2. NCBI's taxonomy places the organism in Eukaryota, Metazoa, Chordata, Actinopteri, Gadiformes, Gadidae. The coding region runs from base 140 to 1417 and encodes 425 amino acids. Gene Ontology annotation, molecular function: calcium ion binding; protein binding. The transcript is spliced from 10 exons. The record is from RefSeq and is a predicted model, not a curated record.